UUCCUUAAAGCAGUGUGUCCAGUGGUCAAAGAAAUACGGCCCCAUUGUCGGGUAAAGUAUGAUUCACAUAUUGUUAAUGGUGGCAAAUUAUGAUUUUUAAAGAACAUUUUACUUUGACACUUGAAUACGGGCUUACCUAGUCAAGUAAUACCGUUUUUUUUUUAAAUUCAAUAGCAGUUAAGCCAACGCAAUAAAUAUAGGCAACACAUUUUGUACCACCUCUUCAUACACUUGAGCAUGCAACAUGCUGAAGCUAUACGUGAAGUUCUUGGUGGGCUGGAUUUAGGAGUUUUAUUAUCGCCUCUUUUGAGCGGCCUUGUAAUAAUUUUCGAAUGAUCGAGCGCCGCACACUGCUGUGUGUCGCUACCGUCUCGCAGUGCAUUAUUACUUAACGACGCCUUUCAACCAUACGCCACAAUACUAGGAAAGUAGCGCCAUUCUAACAUUAUAUUAGCACAUUGACAUUAUCUCUUUUCCACACACGCGUGCACCUGCUGUGUAGAAAUAUUUGAGCCAACGGAAAUAAUAUACUACCAACGUCGUUUUCUCUCAUCAUGCGUUCUUCCGCGGUUCGCAUAUGGUGUGAAGCCUGAAACAAGGUUCUGUGGACGUCGUGAUCCUCAACGACAACGAACAAAUCAAGGAAAUUUUGUCCAGACCGGAGCUUCAGGACCGCCCCACCACAUGGGGUCUCAGCUCUGCCCAAAAAGGUUUUUCGACCUUCAGUGGACAGCAAUGGAAAGAAAACAGGGACUUUUCCAUGCGAGCAUUGGCAAAGCUUGGACUCGGGAGCGAGAUCAUGCGCCAGCAUAUACAGUUCGAAGCCAGGCACCUAGCGGACACUUUGGCUUCGCAUCAUGGCCGUCCCGUGUCGAGCUUUGUGUACGGGCACAGGAGCCACAUUAACUCCAUCUGCCGCUUUCUCCUGGGAUACCGCUACGAUUUGGACGACCCGCACUUCGCGUCGCUGCAGGAGGCUCUCUCAGGUUUCCGGCUUCAGACAGCAGCUGCGCCCAUCGAACACCGCGCCGCUUGGCUACGACGUGUGCUGAUCGAGCCUCUCUGGCCUACCUCCGUCAGCGCAAAGCGCCGCCGUAUUAUAUCGACACUCAACUCCGUGGUCAGGGAAUUAGUGCAGGCGAAUGAGGACACAAGUAAUAGCGGGCGUUCGAAGAGCUACAUCGACCUAUACGUGGAGAAGAUCCGCGAAGCAGAGACACACAAGAACCAGUACUUCACAGCAGAUAACCUUGUGGGAAACAUGGUUGACAUCCUCAUGGGAGCGGCCACCAGCGGCACCUUUUAUCUUCAUUAUCACCUGCUCAACUUAGCCAGCCAUGCGGAUACACUACAGGCUGAGCUGCAACGAGAGAUUGACAGUGUGGUUGGUAGCGAUCGCUUACCAAGUUGGGAAGACCAUACAUCGAUGCCCCUAACCAUGGCCACUAUCUGGGAGAUGUUCCGCUGGAAACUUGCCACACCGUUCAACGUACCACGCGCAGUGGGAGAAGACACGAGGAUGGGUGACUACGACGUUAGAAAAGGCACUGUGGUAUCCCCAAAUUUGAUGACAGCCCACAGAGACCAUAAAUUAUGGAAGAAUCCAGAUGAGUUUGACCCUACCCGAUUCUUGAAUCCAGGCGGCACAGCUACGACAAAGAGACCUGACGGUUUGCUUUCUUUUUCCGUAGGGAGACGAAUGUGUCCCGGAGAAAACAUGGCAAUGGUUGAGAUUUUCCUGUACCUGACCACCCUGCUGCAUCAGUUCCGCAUUCUUCACGAAGACGAAAAGCCAGUCAUCAUUACGCCCUUCGGUCCGUCUCCAGAACUGAGGGAAACGAAGCUACGCUUUCUUCAACGCAACCACUAGUGGUAACUACUGGACAGUAAAUGCACAACUACAGUUUUGUAUAUAUGCAUGUGCAGGUAUCUUGAGAGCGUUUCAUCCGUUGCGUAAGUGAUUUUGCCGAUUUCUAUGGACGACAUCAUGUUUCCUUCAAAAGAGAACCAAUAAAGAGAAAGCCAUGA
This is a messenger RNA of Dermacentor andersoni, 2028 nucleotides long. NCBI's taxonomy places the organism in Eukaryota, Metazoa, Arthropoda, Arachnida, Ixodida, Ixodidae. The record is from RefSeq and is a predicted model, not a curated record.